Papaver somniferum (opium poppy) is the source of this 3699-nucleotide messenger RNA. RefSeq lists its product as uncharacterized. The transcript has 3 exons. The coding region runs from base 1011 to 1769 and encodes 252 amino acids. Lineage: Eukaryota; Viridiplantae; Streptophyta; Magnoliopsida; Ranunculales; Papaveraceae. The record is from RefSeq and is a predicted model, not a curated record.
UAAAAGUUAAGCUUUGGGGAUCGGUUUUGACUAAAAGUCUACAGCAACUUGAACUUCCUUUACUCUUAUCUCUCUUUACGGUAGUUCUAGGGUUUCCCUCCUCCGACCGAUCUCUAAUGAAAAAAGAAGUUGAAGAUUAAACUAUUGAAAUCAAGAUCAACAGGUUUUGUAUCUUUUGAUGCUUGAACUUGAAGUGAUCAAACAUUGAUUCCAAUCAUGGGUCCAUUUAGAAGAACAAGAUGCAAGAGUGGUGCUUCUAAAAAAAAGGCAAAGGCAAGAGCUGAAAAACUUAAGAAUUCUCUACGAGGAUCAAUGAAUAAAUAUUUGGUUUCAAAUAAUAACAUCCAUGAAGAACCAAUGAAUGACAGUGAUGAAGAAUGGGAAAAUAUGGUUAAUGAGAUGGAAGAAAAUGGUGAUUUUUUGUUGGAGAAUGAUGAAAAUGCACAUGGUCAAAAUGAAGAAGCAAUGGGGCAAGAAAUGUCACCACCAAAUACACAUGAUGUCCAGCGAGAAGAAGAUCCAAGUGGGGAAGAAUUAUCAUUAUCUGAUACAAAUGAGAUUGUGCAAGAUGAAGUUGAACAUAAAGAACAUGGACCAGUGAAUAUUUAUGAUCCGGGAAAUUGGGGUACCAAUAUUAGCCCAAGUGUGAGAGAUAUCUUGGUAAAGAAAGGUCCAAUAAGAGAAAUAGAUAAGAAUUUUUGGUUUCCUCUUGAUAAAUAUAACAGAUGCUUCAAUCAUGAUCACUACAUACGAAAGAUGGAGAAUGGGGAAAGUUGGGACAGGAAAUGGCUAGUGUAUUCAAGUAUCGUGGAUAGAGUUUUUUGUUUUUGCUGCAAGUUAUUUAAACAAGAUGGAAAAAAGUUUCAGUUAGAUACAAAAGGUUCUAAGGAUUGGAAGAACGUUAGUGCUAAACUUAGCGCCAUGAAACUUCUUCAAGACAUAUUAUAAAUCUUAAUAAGUGGGUUGAAUUGGAAAAAAGAUUGCAGAAGAAGGUAACCAUAGACAAGGAGAUGCAGGAACAGAUCAAGAAAGAGAAGGAUUAUUGGAAGCAAGUCUUGAUAAGAAUAGUGUCCCUUGUUAAAACUCUUGCCAAGAAUAAUUUGGCUUUCCGUGGAGAUGUCGACAAAAUUGGAGAAGCACAUAAGGGUAGUUUUUUGAGCUUUAUUGAAAUGAUUGCUGAAUUUGAUUUGGUAAUGCAAGAACAUCUUAGGUGUGUCAAAGAUCAUGAAAUUCAUCACCAUUAUCUAGGACCGAAAAUCCAAAAUGAAUUGAUUUCAUUGUUGGCACGUCAUGUGAGGGAUAAAAUUGUUAAAAAAAUUCAAGAAGCCAAAUACUUUUCUGUGAUACUUGAUUGUACUUCGGACAAAAGUCGUGAAGAACAAAUGUCUGUUGUUAUAAGGUGUGUAGAGACGACGGGAGGAUCCAAUAUGAGUGGAAAGAACCAGGGGGUGCAAAACAGGUUACUUGAGGUAAAUCCUAGAGCAUUUUACAUGCCAUGUGCUUGUCAUAGUCUCAAUCUUUUGAUUUUGGAUAUGGCUAAAUCAUGUCCUAAAGCAGUAACAUUUUUUAAGAUUGUGCAACAUUUGUAUAAGUUUUUUUCAGCAUCUACUAAGCGUUGGCAAGUGUAUCAAGAUAAGGUUGGUGGUCUCACAGUUAAAGCAUUGUCAGAUACGCGAUGGGAAAGCCAUAUUGAGGCUCUUAGUAAGUUGAAAAUUUUGAAAAUUUAUACUUGGGAUGGUUGUUUGGCACCAUCUACUGCUUGUGGUUAAUUCAGUUAGUAAGUUGCUUCAAAAUAAGGAUAUGCAUCUCGAUACUGCCGUGAAGAGAUUUAAAGAUCUUGUUUCUUUCAUUGACAAUUAUAGAAAGACUGUAUUUGAGAAUUCGUUGAUUGAAGCUACAGCGGUCGCUGCAACAAUGGGGAUUGAACCUCAUUUUCCAGAAAAACGCAUAAUUAAAAGAACAAGACAUUUUGAUGAUGAAAGUGCAUCCGAAGAAGCACCACCAUCAGGUAAAGAUUCCUUUGAAGUUAACUAUUUCAAUUACAUAUUAGAUCAAGCUAUAUCUUCACUCACUAGUAGAUUUGAACAAUUUCAAGAGUUCGCGGAAAUUUUUGGAUUCUUAUAUAAUGUUGAUCAGUUGCGUUCUCUUGAUGAUGAUAUCUUAUUGGAUUCUUGUAUCAAUCUUGAAAAUCAUCUAAAGCAUGGUAUGAGUUCCGACAUUAAUGGGCAUGACUUAUAUGCGGAAUUCAAAGUUUUAAAAAGUUAUCUGCCAGCCGAAACCGGUAAAGCAAUUGAUGUAUUGAAUUUCUUAAAGGAUAUGGAAGGUUGCUACCCGAAUGCGUUUAUUGCAUACAGAAUCUUAUUGACAAUUCCAGUUACAGUCGCCUCGGCUGAACGAAGUUUUUCGAAGUUGAAUUUAAUCAAAAAUUAUCUUCGGUCGACGAUGUCACAAGAAAGGUUGAAUGGGUUAGCAAUGUUGUCUAUUGAGAUUGAGAUGUUAGAUAAUAUUGAUUUUGAUAGUAUAUUUGAAGAUCAGUUUUUAUCAUGAGAUAAAUGUACUUGCUUUAUGGUUUUAGCCUCAUUUUUGUUGCAGUAUCGCUUGACAGUGUAAUGCUAUCUCAAAUUGCUAGAAUUCUUGUUAUUUUGCUUAUAUAGGCCCCCAUUUAAGUAAGUUCGCCUAGGGCCUCUAAAACCUUUGGUACGUCCCUGGCUGUAUGGGUGAUAUUUCAGACGUACAGGGAGAUAAUAAUUGCAGCUGGUGGUCUAACUUUGGAAGGAGUAGGAUUCGGAAAGGAGAUGAGCUGUUUUAUGCGGCCGGAGUUCGCUAAUCGCCUGAAUUUGGUUGAGCUGGUUUUGUGUUUGGUCUAGGAAGGAAGUCUGUGGAUAAGCUGUGAAAUUGCAGCCGCUGGUUCUUCUCGUAUUUCUACCAGUUUCGAACUAGCAAGGGAGAGGAAUGAAGUGUAGCAGCUAAGUUAGGCUGGCGGAGGAUAGCCAAUGAGAAGAUGAAGAGAAGAAGUUUAGGCCGUGACCUGAGUUGAGAAGUGAGUUGGCUGUUAUAUCGAAUGGAGUUGAAUAUGAGAAUGAAUGAGUGCUACUGGUGAAGUCGUGAUGGAGAAUAUUUUAUGGCUGAAGCAACGAACUGGUACAUCAAAGAUAGAGAAGGGUUUGUAUGUUAGCCGAUGAUCGAGGAGAAGAACGGACACCAGUAUGUUGUGGUUUGAGAUCGAGUGGCUGGAAUUCCAUCGUCAGGUGGUGAUUGUAAUGAUGUUAAUCGAGUUGUGUAAGUUCAGGGCACAUGAUUGAACUGAUUGUUACUGAUGGAGUUAGGAGUUGGAUGAUCAGAAACAGGCAUUAGCCGGACUUUGGAAUGGCCUGGAUGUAGAAUUCAGUUUGGGUAUUGGACUUGGCUUAUUGGGCAUUUAACGGCUGGGUCUCACUCGCACAUCUUCACGGCUCCACAUAUAUUUAGAUUGAGAAGAACGAAAAGGGGGAGCUGCGGAGACACAGCCGAUUAGGGUUGAAAGUUCUUUUUCAUUUUUUGUUUCGAUUAGCUAGGAUUUUUAUUUCUAUUGAUUCAUGGCUUUUAAGAAAGUCAUGGCUGGCUAAUCCAUGUUAGGGUGAAAGGAUGAACUUGUAGACUGAUUUAUUUGUGUUUUUGAAACAAGGAUUUUCUAUAAUAUGAGCUUAAUGAUUAUGGUUU